This is a messenger RNA of Penicillium verhagenii, 288 nucleotides long. RefSeq lists its product as uncharacterized. The record is from RefSeq and is a predicted model, not a curated record. NCBI's taxonomy places the organism in Eukaryota, Fungi, Ascomycota, Eurotiomycetes, Eurotiales, Aspergillaceae. The transcript is spliced from 3 exons. Bases 1 to 288 code for a protein of 95 amino acids.
AUGUCUCAAUACGCAUUUCCAGGCCCCAAUAAAACCUACAGAAGUCAUUCCAGUGGCCCCAGCUUUAAGCCGAGGUAUGGCCGGUGGUAUCUUCCUCUGGUUGCAGUGCUCGGUCUCGGAUUCGCCGGGUACAACUACUAUAACGAUGUUCAAGUACGGCGCGAGAAGAUGAUUCGCGAAGAAGAGAAACGCCUCGCGAUGAAUCAACAGCUCAUGGACGCGUAUGGAAGCAAGGAAAGCCUGCAUGACGUGCAGCAAGCUCUGGAUGCGUACCACCACCAAGCGUGA